AGGGGCAAGAGGUGAGCACCCCAAGGCAGGGCUGGUGGAAAGGGCUGGCCCUUGCACCCAUGCCAUGCCAGCCUAGCCCACUUCCCGAUACUGCCAUCCAGAGGGAAAAGCUGAUUUCUCUUCCUCUAGCAAGAGUGACCUGGUGGCUUGCUCCCAGCCAAUGCAUGGGAGAGACGGCACAAGCUGAAGGCACAGGUCGGGUAGGGGGGAAAGCAGCUGAGCUCAGUCAGGGUAAGCCCCUGUGGGGACCUGGCUGGUUGCUAAACGCCCAUUCAGACAUGCUAAGCACAUUCAGACACGUUCAUUGCUUGCAAGUGCUUUUCUUGCUCAAGUUUCAAAGGCAAUACAUCCACCAUUCCUUAGUGUGUCUUAUCUGAUCAUUGCCCCUCCAUGGGACCCAUCCUGGGCAGUCCCAGGGAGCCCUGUGGGGACAGGUCAUGAAUCUGACCUUUCUCCUGCAGCUGCCAAACCGGCAGUGCUAGCAUCAGCUGUGGUGCUCCACAUACCCAGGAGGGCUGGGACACAGAAAGCCUUUCCUGGGAAAAAGAAAUAGAGAUUUAUUAUUCUUUGUACUAAAGGUUGCGCAGAAUUGGGCAGAAAGACAGAUCUUUCUCUUUUUUUUUUUUUUAAGGCUUGUGUGUGCAAACCUUUUUUUGUAGGGAAAGAGAUCAAAAAGAGAAAAAAAGUCCUCACAUGGGAGAGCAUGUUAUGGGCUAUAAAAGCACAUGAAGAGCUCUACCUGCAGAGGCUGGAGCAGGUUCAGCUCGUUACUCAUCAGGAGAGCAUCCCUGGGACAGCUGAGGCCUCUCCAGCUAUAAAAGGAGCAGGGCUGGGGCUGGGGCUCCCUCUGCUUGGGGGUUUGCCCGAAGUAGAGCUGGGACAGCCAGGCUUUGCUUCACCUCUUAUGGUGCCAUGGAUGGGAUGCAGGUGAACCCCGGCAGCCCUGCCCCGACACCGCCGUGAGCUUCCACUAGAGCUGGUGGAUCCAACCAGUGCAGUUCCCUCCCUGGCCAGGGCAGACACUGUGAAAGGAGAAGCAGCACUGUAAAAACCAAGGUUGUUGUUUACCAGAAGAAUGGCAAAAGAUGCAUUUGAUUUUGUCUCCUGAUACAUUAUGAUAGUAGGGUAUGGUGGGAUUUCUGACUGAAGCAGCUACUGAGGAAAAGGAAGGGAGAUUGAUAUGAAUAAGUUCACCUUGACCUUUUAAAACUGCCACAGUGAACGCUUAACCCCUGCCCACUCAGCUGAUACUGUGGUUAAUGAAAGCCACUCCGAGGAACAAAAUGCACAGUCCACAGGGGCUCACCGCUCAGGGCAAAGAUCACCACCAACAACGGAAGAUCUCCCGUCACGUCAAAAAGGGGGCUGCAGCUGACAUUUGGAAACCUAACAGCUCUGGUGUGAAAUGUGGUGUCUGCCAGCUGAGGGAACGCUGACUGGGCUUGCUGGGAGGUCUGCCCUGCUGCCCACCGGGGCUGUGCUGAACACCACGAUGCUGCUGAUAAAAACUGCCAUUAAUGCACAGCCCUUCCCUGGUCAUGUGCACGCUCACAGAUGCCACGUGUCCUGUCCCGGAGCACUGGGCACACUGCAGUCCAUAAGAACCAAGAAAAGCCACCAGCGCUGUCAGAGGGGCAGGUCCAAUCCUGCCUGGCUUUGCCAUGCCCAGCACAGCUGCAGCUUAGCAUUGAGUCCUCUGGGAAAAAAGCCUUCUCUUGGCCCAAGGACUGUAACAGCCAAGGAAAAGGACUCUGCAUACAGCAGUGAGGAACCAGCAGCCACUGCAUCUAGCUCAGAAAAAUCCCUGCACAGCACUCUGGGAUGAGGUGCAGAGGGAUUACCCCAGUGCCGAUGCUCCUCUUUUGGGAUCUCCUCACAAAAUCCUGGCUCCAUACAAAUGUCAAUAUUUUUAUUUGUCAUUUCACAGUGUAUUCACAAUUUCAUUCUCUAUUUUACACUGCCAGAAGUAGCCUAACAUAAACUCCUUCCUACUGGCUCAGUGCCUCUGCUGGCAGAAAUUCUUGACAUGCACAUGAGCCAAAGAGCAGGAAAAAAAACCACAUGGAAGUCGAAUCAAGAGUGAAAGAGAGAUCACGUGGUUCUGAGACACUGAAGUACAAGUCCACACACUUGUUAGACAGAAUUCCUUGAUUUUGAAAAAUAAUUCUGGUUUAGUAAUAAAAUACUUUAUUUCUGAAGUGGACAGAAACAUUAAAUGGCAAUAGCUGAGGCAUAUGCUGACCAGCAGGACAUGGAUUAAAAUCUUGCCUUUGUAACACUUUGCUUUAUCCCCCCUCUUACAUAACUGUGAGGCUUCCUUUGCUAGUUCUUAUUGUUUUACUAAACCAAACCAUGCGACCUGUUAUUCUCAAGGCAAAGACAACCUUGGAGGAAACUAAGUGACCACAUAUUACUUGACUGCUGCAAUGAGAGCAACAGCACUGCUCUCUUAGUAAUUUAUUCCAAAUGGAAGCCAAACUUUUAAAUUACCGGCAAAGACUACAGGGAAGAACUAAAAGGCCAGAUCAGACCCGUGAGUGUGUCCACAUUCCUGCUUGGCUUGCCAGAGGAUCCCCAAGGUGAAGAUCACAUUGCACAAAGGCAGGUCCCAAGAGGACAAGGUUUAUCUGUGCAUUUUGACAACAAACCAUCAAUACUCACUCAACCAGCUCUGCUUCUGCUGGGCAGCAGUUUUGUACAGACCAUGUUUCAUUAAUAUUAUGAAAAAGAACAUCAAAGCUAUUACUGAAGACACGGUGAAUACCCACAGCUGCUCCUCUGCCCAAGAGGCUGCCUUGCCCAAGACAUCAGGUUUUCGUUCUUGGAAACCCACAUUGGUUGCUGUUAAUUUCCUUUUUCUUUCUAGAUGUUUACAAACAGUUCAGUGGUUGUUCCACUGUUUCUCUGAGAUGUUAAACUCUCCUACAUAACUUUCCAAUUCCUCCUUUUGGGGAAGCAUGGGCACUUUCAUAGUAAAUGGGAACUAAAUUGAGAAGAGUACCAGUAAGGGCUGCCAGGCCUCAGGCAACAGCCCUCACCCUGUGACACGAAUACCUGGGGUGCUCUGCAUGGUCUGGGUGCUGUGGUCUGCAGUGAGGAUGCUCUUUGCCCCAUCCUGCUGGCUAGAAACCAGGAAAAAAAAAAUACAACAAACAAAAAGCCCAAAAACAACAGCAAGACAUACUGCCAACUAAGUCUGGUUUCCUCCAGUCUUUGCUGGAAUAAUGUUGCUGCAUGUGCCACUUAGAGGGAUUUUGCCGGAAAAUUACUGAGGGGACCAUGUAACCACAGUCUGCUGCAGAGUGCCAACAGGCUCACAGAGCCCCAAAGCUGCCUCAGCCUGCCUGCUCACCCCAUCACUAUGAUGACUGUAAAGGGUUGAGUAAAACCCCAAGAGAAUCCAGCUUUACGGUCCCUGUGGAAGAGGGACCAAAAUAAUUUUGGUUAACACAGCAAGUUUUGGCAGCCUGUGAUGCAUCAGGGUGCUGGAAGCCAGGAAGGUUUCAUCUAGGAGGGACAGCAGGGGUUCUGAUAGCACAUGUCUAAAGCCACCCAGUCUGCAUGCACUUGGGUUUUCAUAUGCAGGGCAGGAGGACGAGCUAAAGGCAAUUAAAACUGUGAAAGACAGUCUGUGCAUAGGUGUCAUGAUGCCUCUGAAUGAGCUGUCCUCCUUCCUGUUUCGGACACAAUGCCAGAUACAUUACUUGAAAUGUAGCUUUCAGUCUUCAGUGCUACCGGUAUUGUUAACCCAGUCUGAGCGACACUUGCACUGGGGGUGUACAGAAAUGACAAGGCAAUUUCAGAAAUACAUAUGAACAACCUCCACCCACAUUUUUUUUUAGAAUUUUAGAAACAAAACCAGUGCAAGAUCCAGAGUCUGGAAGGAGAUGGGUGAGAGCUCAUGUCUGGUUUAAAGGCACAUCCUCAAAAUGUGAGAAUUACAGGAUCACAUGAGUUUGGAACAUUUUAGCUCAGCAUCCUGGCAUUUUUGUAGAAAAUAAACAGCAAACAGCGAAACCAGGUUUCCUUUUCUGGAGAGAGCAGGAAGGGAGCACCAAGGGCGUAACAGCCCAGGCUGCUUGCGCUCGAUGGAGCUGCUCUGAGACACGGCAAUGCCUGGUCUUCCAGGAAAGCAGCUGUGGCAUGACGAUUGCAUUCUCUCAUUCUGUGAUUCCCCACCAACACCCUGACAAGUUCGCUGGUAGGCUGUGCAAGACCUGUAGCUGCCUCUGCAGAUGCUCACUGCCGGCUCUCACUGCAGGUAGGAAAGCAGGUAUGGGGCAGCCCUGGCCCCACAGCCCUGCUCCGUGCCCGUCUGCUUCAGCUGCAGCUCCAGCCAUGAGGGCUGCAGGCUAUGGGGUCUGGGGACACACUGCCCGAGACAUCCCCAUGGCAGGAACCUCUGGGCAUGGAGAGGCACUUGCUUAGGCAUCACACAGUCCUCCCUGAGCCUGUUCUGCUGGAUCGGGACAGCUGGGUCCCAGCUUCCCAGCCACGACUGCCAUCCGUUGGCACUGCAGGAGGCGAGACCCCCACCCAUAGGGGAAGAACACACAGAUGGAUUUGUUCCCCACCCGAAAGCUGUUUUGAAGCCACCUUUGAGAUUUCUUCAUCUCCAGAGUGUCUGUGGGCUCACCCCUGCCACCAAGCCCUUUAUGGAUGGGCACCGGGGCCACAAGUAGGGUGAAUGUUUUUCUGGGGACUUUUAAACAAACACCUAAAUGUGGCAGGACGUUGAUGAUCCACAGAACCAAACAAUCUCCUUCUCCACAUCCCUCCAGCCUCAUCAGGCAGCACCCCAAGGUAUCACUUUGCUACUCUGCAAGGUUUGGACAAGCCCAAGGCUGGUCACAGCUGAUGUUGAGCUUGGUGCAGGGCUACCCAGGCUCUCAGGGGUGGUGUGACGGCCAGGUGUCAAAGUCCUGCCUCCAAACUCAUGCUCUAAAUCAGAGGGAACCCCUCAGAGGCAGCACAAACUCUCCUUGUUGCAGGUCCAGUCAUACUUCUGGACAAGGACAGGUGAUUAUGGGGUUGUUCCCAGGACCUCUUAUUGGGCUGGUGCUCGGCUGGGGGCUCCAGGAGACCCCAGUGAGUGGCGACCAGCAAAAGCAGAACAAGAAUUUCUAUGUACUCAAGAGUGAAUGGGGAAUGGGAAAUGUGAAAGCUGAACUUUCUUCAGUAGGUUUCCAUGACACUUGGUUUGCUCUUGAAAUAAACACUAGAGUGUAUUCCUGAUUCAAUCCACCAGCUACCAGCAACUCAAGGUUAUUUUUCAAGAAUGAGGGUAGUGAGGGUAGGGUGUCCUCACAGCAGGCUGCUUAUCCAGAUGCUGUACUGCCCCCUUCGUUUGGUUUAUGUUUAUAGGAAAUACCCUUGUGUUGACGGAAAAACACAUGAAAGAACAUUACUCUUGCAGAAUACAUGUUUGUCGUGACAGGCUGAGAGAGCGCAUUUUGGGGAAGGGCAACUUUCCGACAACUCAUCCCUGAAAGACAGACAAUAACACUCCCAAUGGAUUUCAUCCUCACUGGGAAGAGGCAGCACCUAACUUCAGUCAUGACAUGCUAAUUUACAACAGAAAAAACUUCUGGCUAAAAGAGCAGCAGAAAGAGCAGUGCUGGACGGCCCCCCAAAACAAUACAAGCCUGUCACCCAAAAUAAGCACAGGAGAUGGUCCCUGCUGCAGACAACUGACAUUUAGCAGCUCCGUGCAUCACAAGCAAAUGUCACAAGGAGACCAAGCGAAGGGGAUGUGCUGGUGUCUCAAGGAACAGGCAGUCCUCUUCCAAGAGGGAAGCCUGGGUGCCCAGGGAUGCUCCUCCAAAUGCAUUCCCUGGACUGCAGGUUUCAGUGGGUGCAAAAAGGGAUGUCCCCUGAGCAGUUCUCCAUUUUCUCCCUCCUAGACUUCAUGCAGCAUCCCAUGGCUUUAAAGCCAGAAGACAAAGAUAAAGAGAAAUGGCAAGUGCGUGUUUUCCCUCCAGUUCUUUUUGCCAUUCACCUGUCCCACAUCCCUUCCUAAUUGCUUCUUUACAGAAAAGAGAUUUCAGGAGCAUUGUAUGCUGCUAACAAGGGAGGGAGCCAGCCCUGUAAACCCAGUAAACCCCCCAACAAGAGGCUGAACAAAAAGAUGAGAACUUUUACUGACAAAAGACUGAGUGAAGACAAGCACUGUCCACCCAACUCUUAGCUAUUGUUGGAAAUAUCACAUAUCAAGACAUCCACAGCUGAAGGUAUGAAAGACAUAAACACAUAUACUUUCAAAAGCCCUUACUCAAAACUGAACUGGGAUGCAAUAAAUCAGCCCCCACAUUCACACACACACAAAAAGGAAAAAAAAAAAAAAAAAGAAAGAAAGAAAGGAAGGAAGGAAGGGGAAAUUCAGAUUAGUCACAAAGAAGUUCCCCCGCCUGCUUCUCUGUGUGCAUAAAGCAGCCUCCUGAAGAUACUUUCUUCACCUCUGUUCUUGGGACAGGAACUCAUCUGUCCCCUGCUCCUCCGGGCUCCUGCUGUGCUCCUGGCCCUGUCCCCAGCAGCUGCUGGCAGCUUGGCUGAGAUGGAAGGACAGCCAGAUGUAGAGCCCAGAAAUGAAGACCAGAUGGAUUGCAAAAGUGAACCUGCAGAGGAUGAGUGGAAGAGCUGGCAAAGAGGACAGGCUAGGAACACGUUACACCUUGUGUCCGCGACUGCUCAGUGGAUAUUACUGCUUGCCUGCUUGAUUUACCUUGGUAUAGAUUCUCUGCAACCCUCAAAGAGCGACAAAAUCCCGUGGACUCACAUCCGAUACACAGGUGAAAGCAUCAAAGGAGUAGCCGUGAAUCUCACUGCUGAAGUAGGCUCUAUUCAGAUCAGAAAUGGUUCUAUCGUGAUCCCCUGUGAUGGCCUCUACCUACUGUCCUUGAAGGGCAAUAUCCACUUUUCUGACCUGGAUGAGGAGGACUCGCUCAAGCUGACAUUGUGGAAGACAGACAAGAUGAGCAGCGAGGCCCUCUGGGAAGCCGCUGUCCAGGACAGCGGCACUGCAGUACAUCUCACCACAGUGCUCUACUUGUUUAUUCAAGACAACAUCACCCUGUGCACCAGCUCCAAUGCCACCAUUGAGGAUUUGUCAUUCAGCCUUGUGUUAGUAGGUCCCUUCACUUGCCCAUUAUAGAGGAUGACGUAUGAAAUGUAAGAUAUAAAGUACAGCCUUUCCUACCCAUCCGUUUGCCUGUGGGAGGCUUGUUCUCACAGGCUGCACUUGUACAGGCAGACUGCUCCAGCCUCCCUCCUCGGGGCUGGGGAAAGCCUCUGCUGGAACACGGAUAAGUCACAGGACAAACAGGCUUUAUAUAGUGCAUGUUGUGUUCAGCUCUUUGAAGCUCUGUGCAGCUGUUUUGCUACCUAGGAUGGAUCUUUCUAACACUGGAAAAAAUGGAUGUGUGGAGCCCUUGGGGAGAACAGAAAUAAAAGCCAAAGAAUGUCACCUAAGCUUAGCUAAUAUUCAGAGAAAUCCUGGGUUUCUCUUUUUACUUGACGGUAUCUUUAUAUAAUACAAAUAUGCUGUAUAUUUGCUAAAAUAAAAGUCUGGUAAAUCAGGAAGAUACCUCAAGUGCCUGGAAGCCAUUUAGAAAAGGACAAGCUAUCCACUCAACAGCCCUUUGCCUAGCAAGGCAGGAGACAUGGAAGAGGUGGCAAGGGACUUCCUUUGCAGUGAUCAUUAUAAAUAUUCUCUGAGAGGUAAAGGCCGCAAAAGGAAGGUGGUAUUUUGAAGUGAGCUAAUAGGACUGCACCGGAUGGCAGAAAGUCCAGACCUGCAGUGACUAUGAGCUUUUUAGGAGAAGCUUUUAAGAGCAGAGGCCCACUGGCUUUUUCCAGCUGUCUGCAGAGGACUCCUGAGCUAAGUGAAUACCUGGUGGGACGUUUGCAUCUUGACACCAGCUCUUGGAGUUAGGCUGAAGGACAAUCUCCCCUUCAAGCAUAUACACACAAACUGGCUUGACCCAAAAAUGAUCCAGGCGCAUUAAAAUUUGGAAAAACAUGAAGACUCUGGAUUUGGUGGGUUCUCCCUAAUGGACCAGGUGAAACCUGCAGGUCUGCGUAUGCUUUCCUCUGGGAGGAUUUAGAUGGUUCCCAUGACCCAUUCCCAAGUAGACCUUGUCACACAGGUAUGCACCACAGAGGGGUGCACAGGCACGACCUCCUGCACCUCUGCACCCAAGCACACCCCACCUGGCUCCUGCUGCAGUCAGACACAGACCGCUCCAGCAAUCCUUGGCUGCACAUCCCUCUUCUCUUUACAGCUUGUGGCUACUGAGGACAAGUCCUGCCCUGCCCGUGCUGCAGGCGGCAGCAUGUGAUCUGAGCACACCAGAGACUAUUCUAUGUUUGAUUGAAGUCGGGCAGAUUUCAAGGGCAAGUUGACUACCUGGCUGCAGUGAACUCCAGCAACAUAUCGACAUCUCACUGCUGGCUGUACACUCCAAAGUCGUGUGGUUUUUUUUUUUUUUUUUUUUUUUUUUUUUUUUUUUUUUAAGUAUUUAUGUAUUUAUACUAGAGGCAUAAGAAUGUUGCUUCAGAUUUCUUAGAAACACUGGGAGGGUUCAGACUUCGGGUUGUCAGCACUGAGCUCCUCUUUGCGGAUGCUCCCAACACCCUGGAGCGUUCCUGCUACACGAGAACUACGGUGCUGCCACCUGCCUCAGCUCCCCAGCUGACCCGAUCCUGGCUGAGCACUCCUAAAGGCAGCUAAGGAAAUCUUCCAGGCCCUGGUGAGCUUUUCCACAUGCUUUACGCUGCUGUUGACAGGUUGUUUUAUGACCUUCCCUACCCAGGGCCAGGCCACAGCCCCAGGGAAACCUCUGUGGCUGAAGUAAUUAUUCAUACAGUGCCAGGAAAAAGUUUUUUCUCAUCUCAGGACGGAGAAGCUCUGGACUGGCUUGCAGGAUGCUCCUCCUCAGCUGCAAGGGGCAUUUUUAGCUCUUAUCUCUGGCUGCUCUGCCAGUCACCAAGACCCAAGGCAGCUGCACUCUGACCCCAAGCUGGGAAUUGUCACGCUUCCCAGCUGAAGUGAGAAUGUGUUUCCCUUCCUAAAAGCUAAUAAAACUUUCCUUUGUAACCUGUGGGCUUGCAGUGUCCCUUGGGAGGGGGGGAGCUGGUGAAUUAUACAUUCCCUGUGUUUGAGCAGACAUUUUCACUGGUGCGAAAAGUAUAUGAAAUUUUCACACUUUUUUUUUUUCCCCCUACAGCUUUGUUUCAGUUUCCACUCUCCCCAAGGGUAUCCAGGGCUGGUGUUUCCCACCGUGGGCUAACAGUGACAGGGCAGGCUGUGGCAGUGGUGUGGACAGCAAGAAAAAUUAAGCGUAAACACAAAUGGAUUUGUACCUCGGAAGGGUGCACUCUUUCCUCUUGUUUCACACACUGAUUCCUCUGCACUUUCAGGAUGAACUAGACUGACCUACAUAUGUACAUGUACACACACUGUCUUGAAAUAAAGGUCAAAACAAUUAAA
Columba livia (rock pigeon) is the source of this 9487-nucleotide messenger RNA. RefSeq names its product TNF superfamily member 4 (gene TNFSF4). The record is from RefSeq and is a predicted model, not a curated record. Gene Ontology annotation, biological process: inflammatory response; positive regulation of cytokine production; positive regulation of T cell proliferation. The transcript has 4 exons. Bases 6554 to 7150 code for a protein of 198 amino acids. Gene Ontology annotation, molecular function: cytokine activity; tumor necrosis factor receptor superfamily binding. Lineage: Eukaryota; Metazoa; Chordata; Aves; Columbiformes; Columbidae.